This is a messenger RNA of Gloeophyllum trabeum ATCC 11539, 852 nucleotides long. RefSeq lists its product as uncharacterized. The record is from RefSeq and is a predicted model, not a curated record. NCBI's taxonomy places the organism in Eukaryota, Fungi, Basidiomycota, Agaricomycetes, Gloeophyllales, Gloeophyllaceae. The transcript has 3 exons. Bases 1 to 582 code for a protein of 193 amino acids.
AUGGCGAACUGCAAAUACAAGGACGACAAGGAGCGCAAGGAGGCGAAGAACCGCCAGAACCAGGCGUGGUACCGGCGCAAGCGGGCGAAGUUGCUGGAGAGGGCGUUCGAGUCUGGCGGGGAUAGGAGCAGCAGCGGAUCGCGCUCGCUCACGCCGGGCGGCGCGGAGGACGACGCGCCCAGCCGCGCCGCCCGCGCGCUCGACUCGCGCCUCCAAUCCAUCCGCGCGCGCUGCGCCGCGGCCGGGUACGACGAGCCCGUCUCCGCCUUCCUCGCGCGCUUCGAGGCGGCGCACGCCGCGCUCCGCGCCUCGUGCUGCACCGGCGCGGCCGACGUGGACGAGUGGCUCGCGGGCUACGAGCGCCAGCUGCGCGCGGGCAGCGCGCUGCUCGACGACGUGCAGGCGCUCGUGCGCGACGGCGCGGACGUGCGGGCCGCGUGGGCGGAGCUGAUGGAGGUGUCGAUGAAGGUGCAUUGGUUGAUGGCGGUGAUUCAGGUCCGUUUGGAUCUCGUCCGCCGCGCGGGGGCGGGCGGCGUGCUCGAGUGGGGCGCGUGUACUCCCUCUGGCCCGGCGCUGUGCUGACGGUUCGCUGCAUCUCGAUUCGACUCUCCACCUCCCCUUUCUACUCUACGUUCUUUGUCGUUGGUUCAGGAUUUACGGACGCUGUCGCCCUGGUUUGUCUUCGUCUUUUUUCUCGCACACCCGUCGUCUUGCAUAUGUCGCCACACUUAUUGUAUACAGUACAUAUACCACCACUCGGAUACUUAUAAUACGUCUAUCUCCCGGGACACUUGUAAUAUACCUAUAGGCUUAUAUCGAGGAGGGAUGGACGACGGAUACCUGCUCGUUGGA